Messenger RNA from Amaranthus tricolor (Joseph's coat), 2564 nucleotides. RefSeq names its product 3-oxoacyl-[acyl-carrier-protein] synthase II, chloroplastic-like. Gene Ontology annotation, molecular function: 3-oxoacyl-[acyl-carrier-protein] synthase activity. The coding region runs from base 388 to 2031 and encodes 547 amino acids. Lineage: Eukaryota; Viridiplantae; Streptophyta; Magnoliopsida; Caryophyllales; Amaranthaceae. The transcript is spliced from 14 exons. The record is from RefSeq and is a predicted model, not a curated record. Gene Ontology annotation, biological process: fatty acid biosynthetic process. Gene Ontology annotation, cellular component: chloroplast stroma.
GUUUUUUUUCUGAAUAUCUCAGAUUCUUCAGUAUUAUGCUUACUUGGCUCCUUUCUCUCUCUAAAAAGACAAAAUAAAAUCAUUUUUUUUUAUUAUCUGUGAAAUGUGAAUGUCGUCUUUUCAACUUUCAUUUGCUUCCUCAGAUUGAAUCUAGCUGAGACUCUCAACCACUCUCUAUUACUACACCCAUUACCCAUUACCCAUUACCCAUUACCAAAUCUCUUAAUACCCACUUCAAUUUACGCCUCUAUUUUGAUUUUUAGCUUUCUGGAUAUUCUUUAAUUAUCAAUCUAAAAUACCCAUUAAAAAGUAAUAUAUAUUUUUAUUAUUAAGUUGGAUAAAGAAAAAAGGAAGUUUCUAGAGGAAAAGCUUUGGUUAAUAUCUUCAAUGGCGGCGUACACGGUGGCGACACCACUGUGCACGUGGCUUGUGGCGGCGUGCAUGUCUGUAGGUUGUAGUGGUAAUGAUGGAAAGGACAAAACUUGUUCUUUCUCCAAGAGUCGUAAGAAAAGAGCUUUGGCUUUAAGAAGUAAUGGCCAGAUGUUGUUUAGUGGAUCCACCAUUCAUGGUCUUAUGUCUUCUUUUGAACCUUGUGAUCAGUUUUAUAAUACUAGUUUUAAUCAUAAUAAUAAUGGGGAUUUUGAUGGGUUUUACUCUCUUUUUGGAUCCAAAUUUGAUCAUUUAUCAACAAGAAAAAGGCGGAGUAAUCGAGCUUUACACUCAGGAGCCAUGGCUGUGGCAGUUGAGCCCUCAAUGGAAGUUACAACCAAUAAAAAGCCUGUUACAAAACAAAGGAGAGUAGUUGUGACUGGAAUGGGUGCAGUUACCCCAUUAGGGCAUGAUCCAGACACCUUCUACAAUAAUUUGCUUGAUGGCGUCAGUGGCAUAAGUGAGAUAGAGACUUUCGACUGUGCCAGUUUUCCUACAAGAAUUGCUGGAGAAAUCAAGUCCUUCUCUACUGAAGGAUGGAUUGCGCCUAAACUGUCAAAGAGAAUGGAUAAGUUCAUGCUGUACAUGCUGACUGCUGGAAAGAAAGCCUUGGUGGAUGGUGGUAUAACCGAGGAUAUAAUGAGAGAACUAAACAAAACAAGAUGUGGUGUGCUGAUUGGUUCUGCAAUGGGUGGCAUGAAGGUUUUUAAUGAUGCAAUAGAAGCUCUACGUAUAUCAUACAAGAAGAUGAACCCUUUUUGUGUGCCUUUUGCAACCACAAAUAUGGGGUCCGCAAUGCUAGCAAUGGACUUGGGAUGGAUGGGCCCAAACUACUCAAUCUCUACUGCUUGCGCCACAAGUAACUUUUGUAUACUUAAUGCUGCGAAUCACAUAAUUCGUGGUGAAGCAGAUUUGAUGCUUUGUGGAGGCUCAGAUGCUGCAAUAAUACCGAUUGGCCUGGGAGGUUUUGUAGCUUGCAAAGCACUUUCACAGAGGAACGGUGAUCCUACGAAAGCUUCACGUCCUUGGGAUAUUAAUCGUGAUGGCUUUGUUAUGGGGGAAGGCGCUGGUGUCCUGCUUCUAGAAGAGUUAGAGCAUGCUCUGGCAAGAGGUGCCGAAAUCUAUGCAGAAUUUUUGGGUGGUAGUUUCACUUGUGAUGCCUAUCAUGUGACCGAGCCUCACCCUGAAGGGGUUGGCGUUAAACUCUGCAUUGAAAAAGCCUUAGCUGAAGCUGGCAUUGCGAAGGAAGAUAUUAACUAUAUAAAUGCACAUGCUACAUCAACUCCAACUGGAGACUUGAAGGAAUACCAAGCUUUGGUUCGCUGUUUUGGUGAUAAUCCUGAGGUUAAGAUAAACUCUUCAAAGUCCAUGACUGGCCACCUUCUUGGAGCAGCUGGUGCCAUUGAAGCUGUGGCAACUGUACAGGCAAUACGGACAGGAUGGCUGCAUCCAAAUGUCAACCUCGAAACUCCAGAUGAAGGGGUGGACACUAAGUUGCUCGUUGGCUCAAAGAAAGAAAGACUGGAAAUAAAGGCUGCAUUGUCAAAUUCAUUUGGGUUCGGUGGGCAGAAUUCAUCAAUCGUAUUUGCUCCAUAUAAAUAGCACGAUUGUGCUGCCACUGCUUCACUUAACAAUACUGCUGGUGCCUGAGAUUACCAGGGUGCAAUAUUGAUGUUUUCGUACACGAAACCUUGUGUUAUUAAAUGGGCAGACUACUGUAAGUAUCUAACCUUGCAUUCCUAGCGAGAAGGCAUGAAGACAUACAAGUGUUUUUUAACAUGAAAGCAUGCUUGAUUUGAGGAAAUGCUAUAUAUGCUGCGAGCCAUUUAGGAAUAACAAGAAGGCUUGCUUAUGGGGCCAGAUUUAUUGUCGUUCACCUUAUUAGGCAGUUCAUUAAUAUUGGAUACACUAAAUUGCUGUUGUUUAAUUGAUAUUCAAGUGUAAUAGAAUUGGUUAAUACUUUUUUUUUGUCUCGAUGGAAAGUUCCUCAGCACGCAAGCAUAGUCUCAGUCGUUCUCGAUGAACGUAUGAAGAACUGUUCAAUGCUCCUCUUAGUUGGUCUUGGGUUUAGAUUUUUGAUUAAAUGUUGAUGUUCAAUAGAAUUAUGCAUCGACAAAUAAAAGUGUGAUUUCAAA